Purpureocillium lilacinum is the source of this 468-nucleotide messenger RNA. Lineage: Eukaryota; Fungi; Ascomycota; Sordariomycetes; Hypocreales; Ophiocordycipitaceae. The record is from RefSeq and is a predicted model, not a curated record.
AUGGGCCGGUUUAAUAGCUGGACAGGCGGGCAGGGUGAGCCGCGUCGGCGUCGGCAGCGAAGCGACGCCCAGUCGAGGAAUACAGUCGAUGAUGAAGCGCCAAAGUCAUUCGCGGCAAGGGAAAAAAAAAGUUGGGACGACGAAGGGCCGGCGGCGAGCGGGAUUAAUCAGGAGAAGGAGGAGGAGGCGUGUCGGGUGGCAGUACGAGGGAGGACUGCGGUUGGGGAAGGACGGGCGCCGAGAGAUGGGGCGCACAGGCUUGGUCGAUUCCGCCCGCACCCUCACAACCCGUUGGCGUUGGAACAGGCGAGGGGGAGGUGUGCGUGUGGCUUGGUGGGAAGACGGCGGCGGAAGAGGGAGUGGAGGAGGGNGGGAGGGAUUGCGGUGGCGUGGGCAGCAACAGGCGGAAGAAGCAGCGGAGAAGAAGAGUCGUUUGGCGGCGGGCGCACUGUGCCUGGGAUAGCGUGA